AUGGAGAGAGGAGAUGGUGGUUGUGGUGGCGGUUUGUCACAUGCAUCGUACGACAGUCAUGGAUCCAGUGUUUCGAUGCGAAGGAGGAGGGUGAAUGCUCAUGAUGGAUCAUGUUUCUGUGGGCUGAAGACUGUGAUUAAGAAAUCUGGGACAGCGGAGAAUCCGAAUAGAUUGUUCCAUGCAUGUCCAAGGUACCGGAAGGGCAGUCACUGCAAUUAUUUUAAGUGGGUUGAUGAUGAUGAAUUUGAAGUAGUGGGUGUGUGUGGUACAAAGAAAGAUGCAGGAGCUGAUAUGGAGGUUGAAGGUGAGUAUGAUGAAUGGAGGGUGAAGGUAGCGUGGAAGUUGGGCACUUUGGAAGCUGAAGUUAGAGCUUUGAAACUGCUAAUGAUUUUGCUGUUUGUAGUAGUUGUGAUACUUUGUUGUUUCUUAUGUACUUCUAAAUGA
This is a messenger RNA of Arachis ipaensis, 444 nucleotides long. The record is from RefSeq and is a predicted model, not a curated record. Lineage: Eukaryota; Viridiplantae; Streptophyta; Magnoliopsida; Fabales; Fabaceae.